This is a messenger RNA of Rotaria sp. Silwood2, 3792 nucleotides long. NCBI's taxonomy places the organism in Eukaryota, Metazoa, Rotifera, Eurotatoria, Philodinida, Philodinidae. The record is from the annotation of a GenBank genome assembly.
AUGUCAUCAUCUUCAGACGACUCGUCUCCGCUGUUAAAAGCUAAUAUUUUCUCUCGACUUGUUCAUCACUGGCUAUCUCCUUUAAUGAGAAAAAGUCAUAAACAGGGUGUAUUGCAUUUCAAUGAUCUUUAUGCUCUUCCAUCUCAUCUUAAAUCAACCGAACUUACUGAUAAAAUUGAAGCAAAUUGGUUUGAUGAAGUAAAACGAUAUCCACAAAAUCCGAGUCUAAUCCGAGUUACAUUACGUACGUUUGGAUGGAAACUAAUUUUUCAUGGUGUUUUUGCAUUGUUACAUGGAAUGGCUCAAAUUACUCUAUCAUUAUUACUUACAUUUCUCAUGCGUUUUUUUGAGCCAUGUUCGUCAAUGCCUGUUUGGCAUGCUUGGCUUCUAGCUAUAAGUACAAUUGUAAUUCCAUUAUUCGCAAGUCUUCUUAUUCAUCGGUAUUUUUAUCAAUGUGACAUAUAUGCUAUACAAAUUUCUGCGGCUUAUGCAGGCUUAAUUUAUCGUAAAUUACUACGUUUAUCAAGUCGUUCAAUGAACACUAUUACUUCUGGAGAAAUUACUAAUUUAUUAUCUGAUGAUACUAACAAAGUUCAAUUAAUGCUUUACUUUGUCAAUUAUUUGUGGAUUGCUCCUUUGCAAACUAUUUUCAUUACCAUCGUAUUUUGGCAUUUUGUUAAAUAUAUUGCUUUUAUUGCUAUGGGAUAUUCUGUUUUUCUUCUUCUUGUUCAACCAUUAUACAGUCGUAUUUUUGUUCGAUUACGUACGAAAAUUCUCCGAAUAACAGAUGAACGUAUAAAAAUAAUGUCUGAAAUAAUCAAAUCAAUGCGUAUUGUAAAAAUGUAUUGUUGGGAAACAGCAUUUAGUAAAAGAAUUUGUCUUAUCAGAAAACGAGAAAUGUUUCAAUAUACUUUAUAUUCUAUGGUUGAAUGUAUUCAAAUGUUAUUUUCAAAUAAUUUUACUGGUAUAUCUUUAUUUAUCAUGUUUGGAACAAUGUGGUCACUUAAUAUACGAUUUGAUACACGUUUCUUUGUUAUUGCUUGUUGUAUAUUGGGUUUUAUGAAAAUAUAUGUUAUUGAAUAUUUUUCUUUGGGUCUUCGAUUUCUUUCUAAUUAUUUAGCUGCUCGAAAAAGAAUUGAAUCAUUUUUAUUACUUGAUGAAUGUGAUCGAGAUAAUCGAUUGUAUUCAUCAUCGAAUGAGACGAAAACAAUUAAUGAUAAUAUUGAUGAAGAUAUACAAGUGAUAUGUAAUUUGAAACAAGCACAAUGGGAAAAAAAUGGCUUAUUUGCAUUAAAAAAUAUUAUUUUCGAUGCUCAUCCAGGUGAUUUGAUAUGUAUUAUUGGACCAGUUGGAUCAGGCAAAGACUUUGAACAGUUAUCUCAUGGUGCUAAUACUCUUGUUGGUGAUCACGGUGUAAUGUUAUCUGGAGGUCAAAAAGCACGAGUGAAUAUGGCACGAGCUCUUUAUCGUAAUGCUGAUAUUUAUCUACUAGAUGAUCCUCUUUCUGCUGUUGAUGUUAAAGUUUCUAAACAUCUUUUUGAAAUAGCAAUCAAAAAUUAUCUUCGUGAUAAAAUUUGUAUCUUAGUCACUCAUCAAAUACAAUUUUUACAAGAUUCAACAAAAAUUAUUAUACUUAAUAAUGGUGAAAUGAUUCAAAUGGGUACAUAUAAUGAAUUAAUUUCUUCUUCAACUUUAUUCGCUCAUUUACUGGAAGAUAUUCAUCAACAAAAACAAGAAUUUUCAAGAGAUAUUCAAAAGCAACAAUCAACCAUCAGUACAGUACAUUCAGAAGAAGACGAAAAAGAAGUAUUAAUGACGAAUAUUGAUACAAAACAAGAGGGAUCUAUUAAAUGGACUGUUUAUAGUUCAUAUAUAAAAGCUGGUGUUGGUUGUAUUUUUGGUUUUUUAUUUAUUUUACUCUUUUUAACUGCACGUCAAACUAUAUUUUUAUGUAGUAGUUGGUGGUUAGCAAUAUGGAGUGAUGAUGAAACCCAUCGAUAUAAAACUUUUGAUAACUGUAAAUCAAUUACGGCUGAAAAAGUGAAUAGUUUACAUUCGAUGACUGAAAAUGAAUGGAAUCAAUAUCGUAAUCGAAAAUUUUACAUCUAUUGUGGUAUUAUUAUAUUACUAUUAUUAUUAAGCUUUUUAUGUACAUUUACAUCAAAAUUAAUGUGUUUAAAUGCUGCACGAGUACUUCAUAAUAAAAUGUGGCAACGAGUAAUUCGUUGUCCAAUAUUAUUUUUUGAUAUGAAUCCAAUUGGUCGAAUUUUAAAUCGUUUUACUAAAGAUGUUGCUCUGAUGGACAAUGAUCUAUCAUUUAGUUUUCCAAAUUUUCUAGAAUGUUUGUUUUCCGUUCUGGGAGUAAUUGUCUUAGUUGGAUUAAUUAAUCCGUGGUCAUUUAUUUCAGCUGUAAUAGGAAUUAUUGGAAUGUUAAUGGUACGUAAUCGUUUUGCUCAAUGUUUUCGUGAUUUAAAACGAAUUGAAGGUAUGACACGAAGUCCUAUUUAUUCAUAUUUAUCAUCAACUAUUCAUGGAUUAAAAGUUAUUCGAUCUUAUUAUGCUGAAAAAAUGUGUUCGAAAGAAUUUCUUUCUUGUCUUGAUGAUAAUAGUCGAGUUAAUUUUUUUCUUGUAACAACUGAAAGAUGGGCAGGCAUACGUUUUGAAUGGAUAACAUUAAUUUUUCUUACACUUGUUACAUCAUUUGCUAUACUUGUACGUCUUUAUCAACAAGAAUUUUCAACUGCUGAUAUUGCACUUACAUUUUCAUAUAGUCUCAGUUUAAUGGGAGUUCUUCAAUGGACAAUUAGACAAUCAGUAAAAGUUGAUACCGAUAUGACAGCUGUUGAACGAAUAUUAGAAUAUUGUUCACUUGAUCAAGAACCAGCUGCACAAGUUCUAACUAAACAUCAGCCAGCAAAUAAUUGGCCAUUACAAGGUCAAAUUAUAUUUAAAAAUGUUUCUAUGAAAUAUUUCAAUGAUGAAUAUUCACCAUUUGCUUUACGUAAUAUAACAUUAACAAUUGAAGGCGGUGAAAAAAUUGGUAUUGUCGGUAGAACUGGUGCAGGUAAAAGUUCUUUUAUUCAAACAAUAUUUCGUAUGGGAAUAAUUGUUAAUGGUCAAAUUGAAGUUGAUAAUAUUGAUAUAACAACAAUUGGAUUAUAUGAUCUUCGAAGUCGUAUAUCAAUAAUUCCACAAGAUCCAAUUCUUUUUACAGGUACAAUUCGAUAUAAUCUUGAUCAAUUUAAUAAUUAUUCUGAUGAUCAAAUAUGGAAUGCUUUAGAAGUACAAUUAAAAACUUUAGUUAAUGAUAUAAUGUUAGGUGGACUUGAUUCAUUAGUUAGUGAAAAUGGUUCAAAUUUAAGUAUUGGUCAGAAACAAUUAAUAUGUUUAGCCCGAGCAAUAUUAAAAAAAAGUAAAAUUCUUGUUAUUGAUGAAGCAACAGCAAAUGUUGAUAAUGCCACGGAUCAAUUAAUACAACAAGUUAUUCGAAAUAAAUUCAAAGAAUGCACAGUAUUAACAAUAGCACAUCGUUUAAGAACAGUAAUUGAUAACGAUCGAAUUAUGGUAUUAAAUAAUGGAGAAUUAGUUGAAUUUGAUACACCAUUUGUUUUAUUAUCAAAUUCAAAUUCUUAUUUGGCUUCAUUAGUAGAACAAACUGGUCCAGCUGAAGCUGAAUAUCUUCGAACAUUAGUAAAUCGUAUGAAUCAAAAAAUAAUAUUGACAAAAAAACAGCCAUUUGAUGAUGAUGAAUUAACAUCAGAAGUCAACGAAAACGAUCCUCUUUUAGUAUAA